AAGUAAAUAUUGGGUGUGGCCUUUUUGUUCCUGGGUCUAAUGACAACAUGGCGGCUCCUCUGGAAGUGAUUGUUAGCAGCGACUCGGCUUCGCAGCUCUGGAACUGCACCGUGUUCGACCUGCACAGUGGCUCCAGUCUCCUGUCCUACCGGGGAGGGAACUCCUCCGCGCGGAGCCUCUCUGUCCUCCGGGGAGACUUUCUGCUGUCGGCGCAACUCUCCAAGAACUUCAUCAACGUGUGGGAGAUCCAGAGGAAGGAUCAGCUGCAGCAGAAGAUAGUUUGUCCAGGUGUGGUCACAUGUCUGACUGCCUCACCUGAUGGAGCCUUUCUUGCUGUUGGAGUGGCAGAGGCUGUUUACCUGUGGGAGGUGUGCACAGGUAAGCUGCUGUGUGUGCUCAGUCGACAUUACCAGGACAUCACAUGUUUAAAGUUCACAGAUGACGGCAGCCAUUUGGUUUCUGCGGGGAAAGACAACCUGGCAUUGGUGUGGAGCUUGUGCAGUGUCACCCAGAUGGAUUUAAGCAAUACCCCCGAGCCUCGUCAUGUCCUUUCCCAUCACUCUUUACCAAUCACAGACCUGCACUGUGGUCGAAUGGGAGCUCAGGCCAGAAUUGCCUCCUCAUCAUUGGACCAGACUGUCAAGGUGUGGGAAUUGUCAUCGGGCGAGCUACUUCUGUCCAUCCUGUUUGAUGUGGAGAUAAUGUCUGUGACCUGUGAUCCCAGUGAAUACUACUUGUUUUGUGGGGGAAGCGAUGGAAACAUUUUUCAAGUUUCACUCUGCAGCCAGAAUCUCUGCCGAGAAAAGUCCUUCCAGUCUGAGAGUGAAGGGAACCAGGUGUUCAAAGGUCACAGAAAUCUGGUCACAUGCCUCUCGGUGUCCAUGGAUGGGACUCUUCUCCUCUCUGGGUCACAUGAUGAAACCGUUCGUCUCUGGGACAUUCAGAGCAGACAGAGUGUCCGCUGCCUCUCACAUAAAGGUCCUGUGACAAAUGCCGUCAUCAUGGUGGUUUCAGCCAAUAUGUUCCUGCCCGACAGUCGGCCUGCUAUCCCCCUGCCCCGCUUCAGCAGACACCUGCAUACCUCUGAGGGCAGCGGAGAGGAGUUGGGGGAGGUGUGUGUCCGCCCUGGCCUUCAUGCACAGGAGGAGGAGGCGUCGUACCUACAGAAAGCCAAAAGGGUGUACUCACUGAUGAACACUGUGACUGAUAAG
Molecule: messenger RNA, 1211 nt
Organism: Nothobranchius furzeri (turquoise killifish)
Lineage: Eukaryota; Metazoa; Chordata; Actinopteri; Cyprinodontiformes; Nothobranchiidae
Source: RefSeq, a predicted model, not a curated record